AUGACAAUGGCUGAAGGGGAUGUGUUGCUCACAAAGGACCCUGAAGGUUCUGAGACAUGUACAGCUGAGGUCCCUACAGUGAAAGAUAUAGAGCAGCUUUUGAAUACUGGAUUAUCUUCUUGUAACCACACUGAUGAAGUAUGGCCUAACCUCUUCUUAGGAGACCUAGUUACAGCUCACAACAGAUUUGGUUUAUGGAAGAUGGGCAUUACUCAUGUUUUAAAUGCUGCCCAUGGCACAAUGUUUUGUCAAGGAGGCCAAGACUUUUAUGGCACUACCAUUGAUUACUAUGGCAUACCAGCCUAUGACCUUCCAGACUUCGACAUAAGCCAAUACUUUUUCUCUGCAGCAGAGUUUAUUCAUAAAGCCUUGAACACACCAGGAGCUAAAAUUUUGGUGCACUGUGCGGUUGGAAUAAGCAGGUCAGCUUCUUUGGUGUUGGCAUAUCUCAUGAUAAAUCAUCACCUCCCGUUGAUCAAAGCCAUCAAAGCAGUGAAGGAACAUCGAUGGAUUUCACCCAAUAGAGGGUUUCUAAAACAGCUGCGAAAUUUGGACAUUCAGCUACGGCAAACAAGAGGCUGUUGA
Molecule: messenger RNA, 585 nt
Organism: Emys orbicularis (European pond turtle)
Lineage: Eukaryota; Metazoa; Chordata; Testudines; Emydidae
Product: dual specificity protein phosphatase 13A-like
Exons: 3
Coding region: 1-585 (194 amino acids)
Biological process (GO): protein dephosphorylation; negative regulation of MAPK cascade
Cellular component (GO): cytoplasm
Molecular function (GO): MAP kinase phosphatase activity; protein tyrosine/serine/threonine phosphatase activity
Source: RefSeq, a predicted model, not a curated record